This is a messenger RNA of Sander lucioperca (pikeperch), 2040 nucleotides long. Its product is annotated as phosphoribosyl pyrophosphate synthase-associated protein 1-like. The record is from RefSeq and is a predicted model, not a curated record. Gene Ontology annotation, biological process: 5-phosphoribose 1-diphosphate biosynthetic process; purine nucleotide biosynthetic process. Gene Ontology annotation, molecular function: ribose phosphate diphosphokinase activity; magnesium ion binding. Lineage: Eukaryota; Metazoa; Chordata; Actinopteri; Perciformes; Percidae. Gene Ontology annotation, cellular component: ribose phosphate diphosphokinase complex; cytoplasm. The coding region runs from base 564 to 1715 and encodes 383 amino acids. The transcript is spliced from 10 exons.
ACGUGUUUUUCCCUGCUAAGACUGCAUCCAUUGCUACGAAGUUUACAGUAGCCACAUUUCGGAGUUUGGGAGUUAUUACUCUGUAGCAGCGCCCAAGACAGUUUUGGUACAUUUCUGUUCGUCUUCUUGGUAACAUAAACCGGUGUGUAUAUAUAUAUAUAUAUAUAUAUAUAUAUGUUCUGAAGACGAGAAAACGCCAGUGUUGCCGCAUGGAUACACAGAGCUAAGCUUUCCAUCUGCUGUCGAUUUACAGGUAGAUGGGAGUUUUUGUGGCGCUGGUAGUUGUUGACUCGCUAACACGAGAGCGAGCGUUGCUCUCGUUUUACAUGUGGAGCAUGUGCGUUUCGUCAUUUUAGUUUGUUAUACAGUGUGGCGUUACACAGAUUCAGUAAGUUCUAAAUUGUCUUACUGAAAGAUGCUUCUGCAUGGUGGAAGUCUUAACCACCCAUAGUUUAGCUAGAUGUUAGUGUGGAAAGCAACUGCUCUACAGGUAAUAAACUAACGAUUUUGAUUCUUGUGGGGAAACGUAACCAAAACAAAUACCACAUUGAUUCCAAAACAACAUGCCUAUUAGGCGUUUUGGGGGUCACAGGUCUCUGGUCUCUCUUUCUCAAACUCCAAAGCUGUCAUAUGGUUACAAGAAAAUGAAUCGUUCAAGAAGUGGCUACCGUGUUUUUUCUGCUAACUCCACCACCGCCUGCACCGAGCUGGCCAAAAUGAUCACAGAACGCUUGGGUGUGGAGUUGGGCAAGUCACUGGUUCAUCAAGAGCCAAAUACAGAGACUAGAGUGGACGUGAAAGAGUCUGUCCGUGGACAAGACAUCUUUAUCAUUCAGACCAUUCCCAGAGAUGUCAAUACAGCCAUCAUGGAGCUGCUGGUUAUGGCCUAUGCCCUGAAGACGUCCUGUGCCAAGAACAUCAUUGGGGUCAUUCCCUACUUUCCUUACAGCAAGCAGUGCAAGAUGAGGAAGAGAGGAUCCAUUGUCUGCAAGCUGCUAGCAUCCAUGUUAGCUAAAGCUGGGCUAACUCACAUCAUCACCAUGGACCUCCACCAGAAAGAAAUCCAGGGCUUCUUCAGCUUCCCUGUUGACAACCUGAGAGCUUCCCCUUUUCUCAUCCAGUACAUCCAGGAUGAGAUCCCAGACUACAGGAAUGCCGUAAUUGUUGCAAAGUCCCCUUCAGCUGCCAAGAGAGCUCAGUCCUACGCUGAGAGGCUGCGACUCGGGCUGGCAGUGAUGCACGGGGAGGCCCAUCAUUCAGAGUUGGACAUGGCUGAUGGAAGACACUCUCCCCCCUUGUCCCGCACCACCAUAGGACACACCGGCCUGGAGCUGCCAUUGAUGAUGGCGAAGGAGAAGCCACCUAUCACCGUUGUUGGAGAUGUAGGAGGCAGAAUCGCCAUUAUUGUUGACGAUAUUAUAGAUGAUGUGGAGGACUUUGUUGCAGCAGCAGAAAUCCUGAAGGAGAGAGGAGCCUACAAGAUCUACAUCAUGGCUACACACGGCCUGCUGUCUGCAGAUGCACCAAGACUAAUAGAGGAGUCUGCUAUCGAUGAGGUGGUGGUGACCAACACUGUACCUCAUGAGGUCCAGAAGCUGCAGUGUCCAAAAAUCAAAACUGUGGAUGUCAGUAUGAUCCUGGCUGAGGCCAUCCGGCGCAUCCACAACGGAGAGUCCAUGGCCUAUCUGUUUCGUAACAUCGCUUUGGAUGACUGAGGCAACACACACUUGCAUUUACACACACCGACGACCAAGAAUCAAGAUUGCACGUUUCUGCUUUAACCUGUUGUUUCCGUUUGUUUUGCUGAUGAACAUGUUUUGUCUGUAUUCACUGUACGUGAGAUAUAAAGCAACUCAAACUCUGCUUUAUUCUUCUGAUAUGUUACACAGUGGGACUGUACAAACAAUACAACGAACGGUUUCACUUCACUAAUAUAUGCUUCCUACCAUCUGAAAACAUAUAUAGCACGACGUAAUGUAUCAUGUGCAUCCUCUCGGUAUGCCACAGAAUUUGGCAAAUAAAACAGUUCUUAGGGGAGUG